Molecule: messenger RNA, 1028 nt
Organism: Aspergillus fijiensis CBS 313.89
Lineage: Eukaryota; Fungi; Ascomycota; Eurotiomycetes; Eurotiales; Aspergillaceae
Gene: sec11
Product: signal peptidase complex catalytic subunit SEC11
Exons: 3
Coding region: 117-629 (170 amino acids)
Cellular component (GO): signal peptidase complex; membrane
Molecular function (GO): serine-type endopeptidase activity
Source: RefSeq, a predicted model, not a curated record
CCCGCCCUGUCAACAAAAGAAGGCCACCUGUUAGCCAAAUCGACAUCGAAUAUAUCGGGGAGAGCAAAAAAAAGUCCACCCACCCCUCAGUCCCCCGGCCUCUACACACGCCCAUCAUGCUCUCCGGCAUUCAAAAUGUCCGGCAAACCGCCGCCCAGAUCCUGAAUUUCGGUCUGGUGCUCAGCACCGCCUUUAUGAUGUGGAAAGGUCUCUCCGUCCUCACCAACUCGCCCAGCCCGAUCGUCGUCGUCCUCAGUGGCUCGAUGGAACCGGCCUUCCAGCGCGGCGACCUCCUCUUCCUCCGGAACAACCAGCCCAUGCUGAACGUGGGGGAGAUCGUGGUGUAUCAGGUCAAAGAUAAGGAGAUUCCGAUCGUACAUCGGGUGGUGCGACAGUUUGGUGAUGAGUCCAACUCGAAACUCCUCACAAAAGGUGACAACAACAUCGCCGAUGAUACGGAACUCUACGCGCGCGGACAGGAUUACCUCGAUCGGGAGGAUGUCGUGGGCAGUGUGUUUGGGUACAUUCCGUUUGUCGGGUACGUGACCAUUCUCCUGUCGGAGCAUCCGUGGUUGAAGACGGUUAUGCUGGGUGUGAUGGGGGUCUUGGUGUUGUUGCAGAGGGAGUAAGUUCGGGAGUAUAUACUUGGAAACUGUAUGGGUAUGGGCCUCUUCUCUUUCCGAGCCUCUCAGGUAUGCUCUUUGAGAAAAAUUUCUGGGUUGUGCUCUUUUGGAGUUUCGGGUUGGGGUCUGGAAGGAUGAUAUGUAGGAACGACACAACAUUCGGACGCGACGCGUGCCUCGGAUCUGAGCUCAACGAUAACCGAGUGCAGGUGAACUUGGAAGGGCGAUAUUGCGAUUGCAGCUGCAAGUAAACAAUAGAAGCUUGAACCCUUGCCCACACUGCAGUAUAUCGAGGGUUCGUGGUCAAGCCAUGCUACCUUGACAAGACAUCAGACCAAGUUUACAUUGCAUUCGACUGUAAAGAAACAGGCCCCGACCACAAGGACCGAUAAAGCAUCAAUUGAC